AUGACUUGGUCAUGGUUCGCCGUACCUAUUGAUAGUCAGAAGGGAGCCGCCCAGCAAAGCUAUAUAAACCUCCCAAUACAUCUCGUAUCCCCUCAGUUUACUCAGCUUUCCAAAGACACAGACAAAGACAAAGACCAACUAAACCCAACGAUGAUGAUGUUCUUCUUCGCUGCCCUUACCGCCCUCGCCGCACCAGCUCUCUCCGUCUCGGUCACAUACGAUCAGACGUACGACAACCGCCAAGGUUCCCUCUCCACCGUCGCGUGCUCUAACGGUAUAAACGGCCUCCUCACGCGCGGCUACAGGACCUUCGGCGACCUCCCCACCUUCCCAAACAUCGGUGGUGCUUCGGCCGUCACAGGCUGGAACUCCCCGAACUGCGGCACCUGCUGGGAGCUCACGUUCACCGACGAGAACAACAGGAAGAGGAGGGUCAACGUCCUGGCAGUUGACUAUGCUGCGAACGGGUUCAAUAUCGGGUUGACGGCGAUGAACCAGCUGACGAAUGGACAUGGCGUUGAAUACGGUGUUGUGGAUGUGGAUGCCAAACAAGUCGCUGCAACAGUUUGUGGGAUGCCCGCGAAGUAA
Pleurotus ostreatus (oyster mushroom) is the source of this 588-nucleotide messenger RNA. RefSeq lists its product as uncharacterized. The coding region runs from base 1 to 588 and encodes 195 amino acids. The transcript is spliced from 2 exons. The record is from RefSeq and is a predicted model, not a curated record. Lineage: Eukaryota; Fungi; Basidiomycota; Agaricomycetes; Agaricales; Pleurotaceae.